GUCUACUCUGCAAGUAAUUGGGGCAUUCCCCGACGGCAAAAACCCACCAACAAAACCCUAAUUGCGGGUCGACGCUUGCUGAUAUUCACCUUCCUUGAAACCGGCACCGGAGGAAGGAGUGAAGAGAUGGAGGAGGUUAAGCACGGCGAAGAAAUCUCUCCGAACAUGACGCUUUACAUCAACAACCUCAACGAGAAGAUCAAAAUCGACCAGUUGAAGAAAUCGUUGCACGCAGUGUUUUCUCAAUUUGGGAAGAUACUAGAUGUAUUGGCAUUCAAGACAUUGAAGCACAAAGGUCAAGCUUGGGUUGUUUUUGAGAAUGUUAACUCCGCCAAGAAUGCACUCCGGCAGAUGCAGGGUUUCCCCUUCUACGACAAAGAGAUGAGAAUACAAUAUGCCAAAACAAAAUCAGAUAUAAUAGCAAAAGCUGAUGGUACAUUUGUUCCGCGAGAGAAGCGAAAGAGGCAUGAGGAAAAGGGAGGAAAGAAACGAAAGGAACAACAGGAUCCUAAUCAAGUGGCAGUAGGUCUGAACCCUGCAUAUGCCAGUGCCUAUGGCGGAACACCUGCUCUAUCGCAAAUUCCCUAUCCAGGGGCAAGACCUAUCAUUCCAGAAGCUCCCGCUCCUCCAAAUAACAUACUGUUUAUUCAGAAUCUUCCACAUGAUGCAACGGCAAUGAUGCUUCAAAUGUUAUUCUCCCAGUAUCCUGGUUUUAAAGAGGUUAGGAUGGUUGAAGCAAAACCAGGAAUUGCCUUCAUAGAGUACGGGGAUGAAAUGCAAUCAACUGUUGCAAUGCAAGCACUACAAGGUUUCAAGAUACCGCCAGCCCAAAACCAAAUGUUGAUUACUUAUGCGAAGAAAUAGAUUCAAGACUUUCAUUCACGUAUCAAUCAUCAUUAGAAGUCAACAAACUAUCUGUUCUUGUGAUACACUCUCCCUUUAGAGGAAUUUUAGAAUUUUUGAUGUACUUUCUGUAACCAAGAUCCUGGGUAGAUCAGUUAACAAAGAAAUCAACAAUUCAAAUGGCUAUGAGCCUAUUGCAAAUUAAUUAUACCCUCCCUU
This is a messenger RNA of Rubroshorea leprosula, 1062 nucleotides long. The record is from the annotation of a GenBank genome assembly. Lineage: Eukaryota; Viridiplantae; Streptophyta; Magnoliopsida; Malvales; Dipterocarpaceae.